AUGAGAGAUUUUGUUUUCGUAUCACCACAGUUGUAUUUGUCAUCACAGAAAGAUUGGAAAAGUGACUGUGCCAAAGCUGGAUAUAUUCCUAUCCUUAAAAAUGAUCUACAACAUUUCCAGAACUCACUAAAACACAUCGUAGAUGCCAGGAAUCAUGUCUCAGGGACAGCACCGAACAACAGCAAUGAUGCGGUUAUGAAGAACUCUGAUCAUAACAGCGCCUCCAACAUACUUAAGGACAGUACAACAGGAAGUAACGGUGCUGCUAACAAGAGCGAUGUAACCGCCUCUCACUAUCAGGUGCUCAAACAGUUUCUCCCCAUUUCCUUAGAUCAACAAAUUCAUACAGUAUCUCUUCAGGGCGUCUCAUCAUCAUUCUCUCGCGCACAGAUAGAAUCAGUAUUGGGCAGUUGUUUGAAUUUGGCCUUAGUGAACAUUCAAAGUAACUCGCCAUUAAAGAUUGAAGCUUGGUCAUCCUUUUCCUCAUUCUUGGACACUCAAGACGUUUUUAUGCGAUUCAACAAGGUUGAUGAUGAUGAAGCCUUUGUGAAAACACUAAAAUACUGGGAAGAAUUAUUCGAUUUUGCCAAAAAGCUACAUGAGGAAUUCAAGAUCGAAUUGCAUUUAGAUUCAAACACACAAGAGUACAUAAAAGACCGAGCCAAAGUCGUACCAGAGGCCAAGCCAGAGAACGCUGAACGCCUCUAUAACAUUUUCCAAGACAUCGAAGGUCACACAGAUGAGGGUAAUUCAAAGAGUGAGCAAUUGGACGAUUCUUCCAUACAGUACAAAGUCGAUACUAAUACUCUGAGCGAUUUGCCCCACGAUGCCCUUGACCAACUGUGCAAGGAUAUAGUUGAGUUUAGAACCAAAGUUGUCAGCAUAGAGAAGGAAAAGAAAAUGAAAAGUACGUAUGAGGAAAACAGGCGCCAAAGACACCAAAUGCAGAAGGUUUUUGACCAAAUAAAGAAAAACACGUCAGGCGCCAAGAGCAAUAGCAACAUAGACGAGGAUGACGCCAAUAUGGAAGAGGACGAAGAGGACGACAUGGAGGACGACCUUGCCCUAGAGAAAAGGAGAGAAGAAAGAGAGCUAGAAGAAUCAAACCGCCGAUACGAAGAGUUGCUCCACCAUCUCCACAACGACGUGGAGCCCAAGAUAAAAUCCACCAGAGCCGAUAUCAUCACCGCUGCGAACUAUGAGGAGCAUUUGGAGAAAAAUCGCUCGCUAUAUUUGAAAGAGCUGCUACAUCUUGCCAACGACGUCCACUACGACCACCACAGAUCUUUCAAGGAGCAAGAGGAAAGAAGGGAUAAAGAGGACAGAACCAAAAACGGUAAUGCACGGGAGCCGCCAUCAUCCGACCAAGCAUCCAGCGGCGAACCCCCAUCUGCAGAGAACCUCGGUGCGCUUGUCCUCCCCGAGGACACCACCCUAAAGAACAGGAACAUUGGCGCCCACAAGAAUGUGUCCGAGGGCCCAGAGCAUGUCAAAAUCAAAUUCGAGUUCAAGAAGGCCAUAGACAACUCGGCGGAAAGCUCUAGUGAUGGCGAGGAUGCCGACGAGGGCGCGGCAGAGGACCUUUUGCCCUUUACGGCGGAAGAACUGGACGCAAGAUUGGCAAAACUGAAGGAAUCGCGGUGCGUUGACGAGCUGGUGCGUGAGUUCCUUGGCGUAUAUGAGAGCGAGCUAGUCGACUACAUUCUCGAGAACAUCCGCACGCACCAGAGCAAGCGGGCCCUUGUACACGAGCUGAGGGAAACCUUCGACGAAGACGGGGAAACGAUAGCUGCCAGACUGUGGAGUCGUGGAGAAUUUCAGCGUGGGACCUGA
This is a messenger RNA of Saccharomyces eubayanus, 1833 nucleotides long. It is a transcript of the gene SNU71, whose product is annotated as Snu71p. Lineage: Eukaryota; Fungi; Ascomycota; Saccharomycetes; Saccharomycetales; Saccharomycetaceae. The transcript has a single exon. The record is from RefSeq and is a predicted model, not a curated record. Gene Ontology annotation, biological process: mRNA processing. The coding region runs from base 1 to 1833 and encodes 610 amino acids.